Molecule: messenger RNA, 1527 nt
Organism: Maudiozyma saulgeensis
Lineage: Eukaryota; Fungi; Ascomycota; Saccharomycetes; Saccharomycetales; Saccharomycetaceae
Source: the annotation of a GenBank genome assembly
AUGCUGCUAUCGAAGUUCGAAAUCUUCGCUAUUUCAAUUGGUAUAUUAGUUUCAAUACAACCUUCCUAUAUACAUCCAGAUGAACAUUUUCAAAGUCUAGAGAUACUGACGCAGUUUUUCUAUGGAAUUAAAGGUACUAUACCCUGGGAAUACGAUCCUCAAAAUGGUGCCCGUAGUUUUGUUCCUUUGAUGCUGUACUAUGGACCUAUAUUUUAUUUCUUCUCAAACAUUCUGCAUAUUAAUAACCCAGUCAUACUAUUAUAUUGUGUGAGAUUACAACACUCGUUAUCAUUUUUACUGAUUACAUAUAUUGCUUUGUGUUAUAUUAUUCCAAAAAAUGAUAUUCACAGAUCAAGGACAUAUGCUUAUGUGAUUACUUCGUAUGUAACUUGGUCUUUUCAAAGUCAUUCUUUCUCAAAUUCGUUAGAGACUUUGAUUCUGCUUGCAACCAUUACUACUUUUUCAAUUCAAAUAGGGAGAUCCAAUGAAAACCACUGGUGGCUUUCAAUAUUUCAAGGUAUUUUAAUAACUUUGGGUAUCUUUAAUAGAAUGACAUUUCCAGCUUUCAUACUCUUACCUUCAUUAAUAGUAUUUUGGAAAUAUUUUUUAAAACAUAUAAGAAAUUUCCUUGUACUAAUUCUAACGAUAUUCGCUACAUCAGCAGUUUGCAUCUUGGUUGAUACUUCCUUAUAUGAUAGUAAGACAUAUAUUAUUGCACCAAUGAAUAACUUUUUAUACAAUAUGUCGGUCUCUAAUUUAUCCAAACAUGGUUUGCAUCCCAGGUACACUCAUAUAUUAGUAAAUUUGCCACAAUUGAUAGGCCCUGCUAUGCUAUAUAUAGUACCUCAUAAUAAAAGAGAAGUAAAAUCCUCUUUCAUGUCAUUACAAAUGUUGUCUAUUUACUCUGCAUUAAUGGUGUUAUCUAUUUUCCCACAUCAAGAAUUAAGGUUUUUGACUCCAUUACUUCCAUUCGUAUGUAUUAAAAUAACAGAGCAUCAUUCUACAACAUUCUUCAAAAUAUGGGUAGGUUUUAACUUAAUCAUGGGUAUUAUCAUUGGAGUUUUCCAUCAAAGUGGUAUUGCUGAUACUUUAAUGAAGCAAAAAUAUUAUCAAGAACAAAAUAUUAGCGUCCAUAUUUGGUGGAAGGCAUACUCCCCACCGACAUGGAUGUAUAUGAAUGAUAAUCUAACUGUUAGUACAACAAAUUUUAUUGAAAAUAUCGAAAGAAUUGAUAAUAUUAAUUUUGGUAUACAUGAAAAUUACAUCAUUGAUUUGAAAGGUUCAGACUUAGAACUUGCAAAUGAUACAAUAUGGAAUUUUAUAAGAGAUGAUUUUACAAAAAACCUAACACUUUUUUACCCUGAUUCGGUAGAGGGUAAAGUAUUACAGAUUUUAAACAACACUCAUCUCUCUUACGAGAAAGUUUACCACACAAGGAGGCAUUUAGAUCUUGACCACCUUGAUGGCGAUGAUUUAACUACAUUUAUUCCUGGUUUCUCAGUUAUAGAACUCCAAUAUACACAAUAA